This is a messenger RNA of Portunus trituberculatus (swimming crab), 6571 nucleotides long. RefSeq lists its product as uncharacterized. The record is from RefSeq and is a predicted model, not a curated record. The transcript has 7 exons. Gene Ontology annotation, biological process: lipid metabolic process. Bases 397 to 2124 code for a protein of 575 amino acids. Lineage: Eukaryota; Metazoa; Arthropoda; Malacostraca; Decapoda; Portunidae. Gene Ontology annotation, molecular function: phosphoric diester hydrolase activity.
ACCCGCCGCUCCUGCCGGUGCCUGCUGAGGUGGCACCGGCUAGUGAGACUUCAGCUUUAGGGCGCAGUGGACGGUAGUGGACGAGACUCGCUGGGUGUUCGUGGCAGACCCUCUAAGGCUGCUGACACACUUGGCUCUAUUCCGUUUAGCGUUCAUUUGUGGAGCUUUUAUUUCCGUUGAAGUGAGAAACGUAGACUUGCAGAACAAUGAUACAGCAUACUGAGUGUCAUUAGGGUGUUCUUGGGGUGAGUGUGAGGCGUCUUGAAGCGUUGUGAGGAUCAUCCUACUUGACCGGUUUGUAGGAAAAUGGUGACCCGAAGAUUGCCGCAGCCCGAAGGAUCACACCUGGGCUGCGGGCAGUGGCUCGCCAGCGGCGGGAAUUAUGAACAGGAGUAGAUGGGCGAUGCAAAGUUCACUGAUCAGGCCAGCAUUGACAGCUUCUGGCAGAGUGGAGAUCUAAAAGGACUCGCCAGUCAUGACAGUCUUACGAGAAAGGAAGGAGGAGAACCGCUCUUCUUUAAGGUCGAGGACGCACUUCGUCGGCAGGCCGCUGAAGAGAGUGGGAAGGAACUUACUGGGUCUCUGGUGUCACGAUCCGAUAGACCCGCUUCAGUCUCGACGUUUGAGGGCGUGAAGGACUGUGGGACAAAACAGAGAAGAUGUUUCCCUUUCCCUUGGAAGGCGAGGGAAGUGAAAUCAAAGGAAUCCCAGGAGAAUGGUCAUCCUCGCCACAAAACACACUUUGCCGCAACUCCCGCCCUCGAAAAUCCCUCCAACAACCUGUCCAUGCAGGUAUCUGGAGAGGGACGUAAAAGACCGACCUCCAACAUCGGAGCUUGGUUUGUAAGCGAAUCUAACGACAUCUGCCAGCCGGAUCUCACCCUCGCCCACAACGUCCGCAGUAACCACGACAAGGCUGUGGGGGACUUCACUUCGGUCACUUUCGAACUCGAGGAUUUAAGUGAUAUAGAAGAAAACAAUGGAAUUCCCAGUAGCGUCUUGUCACUUCCUAAAGAGGCCGACACUAAACUGCAGGAGGAGCGGCCUUUCACGUGUUCCUCAUCAAAGGAAGAUUCCCUCUUCGUGACGUCUCAUUCUCUUGGACAUCAUUUGCCUCCACUUGAAAAACAGGUGGUGCUUGAUGGCGAAAUCCUCAGAAGCUCUAGUCUCAACCUUGAGUCAUGGAUGUCCCACCUUCCCCGUGUCCUUCAGCAGCUGCCUCUCAAUCAUCUCUACAUCCCAGGCUCUCACGACUCCUUCAGCUACAGUCUCAACCCCGACAGCGAGGUGGCACCCGACGCCCCAGACCCGGUAAAGGGACUGAUGAGGGUUGUGCCUUGCCUGGCCCGCCCCGCCCUCCUCCGCUGGUCCGUCACUCAGCGAGCAACUGUCACUGAACAGCUCCGUCAUGGUGUAAGGUACUUCGACAUACGAGUUGCGGCGCAAGGUUCCAAGUUCUAUUUCGUCCACGGACUCUUCGGCGGCGACCUUCAGCCUCUCCUGUCUGAGGUGCGCCUCUUCCUGGCUCAGCAUCCCGGCGAGGUGGUGCUCCUGGACUUCCAACACUUCCACAGCCUGGAGAUGGAUGACCACGCCGCCCUCAUCGCCUUGCUCAGGUCCAUUUUUGCCACCACACUCUGCCCGGUGUUCACUUAUCUACAGAACCUCAACCUCGACAUUCUGGCGCGACUCAAACACCAGGUACUGGUGUUUUACCGUCACGCAGCGGGGGAGGACGCCGCCUCGUGGCUGUGGCCCAGUGAGACCCUUCCCAACCCUUGGCCCGCAGCCGUUACUGUAUCCUCCAUGCUUAGGUUCCUGCGGACAAAACUUGCAUCUCGCGACCCUGACACCUUCUUCGUCACACAGUGUGUUCUGACGCCCACGGGGAGCUACCUGGCGAAGCACUUGUGUGGCAGUUUGGAGGCAAACCUAGCCAUCCCUACCAACCAGGUGUUACCCGGCUGGCUGAAGGGUCUACCUAGCGGAACGCCAGGCGCUAAUGUUGUUAUGGUUGACUUCGUGGAACACAACUCUUGGGAAGUUCCACGUGCUGUCAUCAACAAAAACAUGGAAGCUCUUCUACAGGUUCCCGCUAAGCUCAAAGCGCAGCCCACGAUGUAGGAAUGACUUCAGGAGGGAGUAUAGUGCAGCUCAGGUGUCCCACAGACCACUCGGUAAAGAGUGAAUGCCAGGGCAAUGACACUGAUGGCGUCACUGUCAGCCUGUGUUGACAGUCCAGGUUACGGUUUGAUUUUGAUGUCUUACUUCCAAAUCAAUCUACACACAACCCAGCACACUAUACAGUAAAGAACGAUGUACUCAUUUAUUGACACUUCAUCAUGUCCAAACUCUUAAUAUUUGCUCCAUUUGGUGUUAUUUAUCUUAGAUCCGCGAUCUUUGCCCAAGAUCAGCCUGUGUCAACCUGUUUGUUCAAUGGAAACCCUUGGAAUAUUUUCCAUCUCUCAGGAAACUUUUGCGUAAUAGUAAUUUUUCUUCGAUUCAUAUUAUAUUUAUUUAGAUUACUUUCUAAGCAGAGUAAUUAGAAGAUAUUUUAGUGGUUUCGAUUUCUUCUUUCUUUUUCUAUCUAAUUAUUUUCAUUUUGACCUAUUUGUAAUACGUGUAUGCCUAAAACAUAACUAUAGAAUUGUUUUAUGUACAGGAUGACUUAUAAACCAUUGCACAUUUUGUUAACCCUGACGAUUUCUAUUAGUAUAUUUAUGCUUGCUUUAGGCAGGAAAUUUGUUGACACAAAUAAGAAGCUACAGUUAGACUAUGCUGAUUUAUGGCAUGACACAGGUGAAAAUAUCAACUGUUUUCGAGAAAAAGAAUAGUAAUCUUCGGUAUAGAUAGUUCAGCUUAUACGUUAUGCAAUAUCUUAACAUGUUUCUAAAUAUCCUAAAGUUAUCGCGAUAGAACUUUCUAUCAGUGUAAUAUUGUUUGUCGAAUACUUCAUACCCGCCGACAGGGUUUGUUGUGGAGUGUAGUGCGCGGCGAGGAGCGCUUGUGCAGUGCUACGUAUGGCACAGGACAGUAUUCUGAAACACUUCUGUGCAUCACUUCCUCUACAUUCAAAAGACUCUAGUUAGGAUCACUGUGGUUUUUAAGGGUGUUUUUAUGGUUCUGGUUACAGAUUAACAAUAUUUCUGCAUUGUUAACAGGAGAAACAUUCUUAAGAAUCAGGCUAAUCAUCUCUGUGGCCUUUGAAGAUCGUCAUUGUGGGAGAGCGAAGUGUUUCAGAAUAGUGGCCUGUACAGAAACACUAUGGAGACACACUGAAUCGAAAUCCCGUAGCAGAUGACAAAGUAUGGGGCGUGGGUGACUUGGUGGAAUGUGAGAGCUACAUCAUUGAAUGGGUAGCAUAGAUCUUUACUAAAACAAAAUAGUGCACUCUCAAUGGUGACCUGCUGCGUGUGUUGGUGUAGCAGCGGUGCAGGAGGUGCAUUCCCCACGCUGUAAUGUGUCCAAGAACCAUCGUAAUGUCCUGUGGUAUCUUUUCUUGCCUUUACUACACAUGCUCUCUCUCUCUCUCUCUCUCUCUCUCUCUCUCUCUCUCUUAUCGUCAAUAAAGUACUAUAAACUUUGAUUAGACUAGACCUUCACCACUCAGUUCAGGACCUUACCUCUUCCCGUGCCAAGUCAGAGUACAACGUCUUCUUCACUGUUCCUGCGAUCCGAAAGGGGAAAUACAAGUUUAAAUCCCCCUUAGAUAGUCAGCAGUGAGUCGGCGUCAUUCUUCCCUAUUUCAUUAUAUAGUUUUGCCUCUUGCCUUUGCUCUGGACCACCUAUUAGUAUUUCCAGGGCAGGGCAUAGAUUCAGUAUUCGUCACCUCAUCACAUCAUCAGCCGUCGUGUUUGUUGUUUUGUUGCCUCCAGUGUUCAUGGUAGGAAGUCUCAGUCACACGGGUGUAUAGAAGUCUGUCCCUUUUGCUGUGUGUAUGUGAAAUGUCUCCGAGAUUCUUUAUUUGUCGUGUAUGUGUUCAGAUGCUGUUGCCUGUUGGAGUGUGAAGGUAAAAUACUUGGAUGUGUCAAGGGUUUAUAAAUCUGUAACUGUUUAUAUGGAUUUGUCUGUGUAUCAGGCUAACAUUUUUUUUUCCAGCUGUGUAGCCGAAACGGGAUGUGGAAAUCAAAACUAGAAUUUGUCUAGGUAUCAUUGAAUGAAACUUCCUUUUAUUCCCCGUCAUGAAUCAAAAUUCUACCACGUGAAUCAAAGUUCUAUGUAAUCUUGGCACUGCUUUAUUCGUGUUUCUGUAAAUGAGAGUGUGGAAGUUUGUACUAAUUCUGUGUGGGAUUGAAGAGAUGUGGGAUUCUUUUUCAGGGCAAGGUUAGGUUUCUUUGAGGUGGAGGAAGGACAGUUGAAGUUAGGAAAUAGAUUGGAGUGACAACUGAUCAUAUUUAGUAUAAAAGAUGAUGUAUGCAAUUAUGAUUAAGCAGAAAGUCCGCAUCUCCUUGACCUCUGUCAUAUUUUGAAAUAGUUUCGGCUGUUGUGAAGACUGUUCAAAGGUGAUUAGUCGAGUUUUCAUGGGUGUUUUUCCCACUGAUGCUGCACAAUCCUUCUUAAUCUACCACCAAAAUCAUGAAAAGACUCAUGGAAGCUCCAAUAGCUGUGAUAUGGCCUUUUGUUUCAAGAGUUUCUCCUGCGUUGUCGAGAGAGAGAGAGAGAGAGAGAGUGAGUGAGUGAGAGAGUGACAUGCCAGACGUAAGAUGUAUUGAAGCAUUUCCUCGGGUAUAUUUUUCAACAUUGCCUCCGUCACUGCCUUGAUGCGAGUUCUUCACCAUCUCCUUGUUUACCUCAUCAGUGUUCCUCACGUGUUGUUAAUUAAUCGUAAGUGUGAUGUCACCAUUCGUGAAACCGCACACCAGGAGUCACCUCAGAGGGUCAGAGAGAGUUGAGAUAGCGGGGUUCCGUUUUCUCGUGUCGCAUCUAGUCCGCAGCGGCGCAGCCUCAGUCGUCACGAGAAACGAAUUAGUUUCCUUGCUGAUUGUAUGAUUAGCCAAUGUUCUGAAACACUUUACUCCCUCAUUACAAAUAUUUCAACGGCCAUAGAGACGAUUAGCCGGUUUCUCAAGUGUUUCUCCCGUUAACAAUAUAGAAAUCUUGUUAAUCUUUCAUUUGAGCCUUUGAAAAGCCUAUUGAAGUUGCUGCGCAUAAGUGUUUCAGAAUAUGGUGCUGAUCCCAGUGAUAGUGCGGGAAGACGAGCCUGACUGCCCUCUGCACACUGCCCAGGUGACUUUGGUUUGGUUAAGUUUGUCGUUGAUUAGAAGCUGUAACUGUGAUAGUCUCCGGAGGGUCGGGAACAGCAGCAGGGCCUGAUUAAGGGUGUUAUUUCAGAGUGACGCCUGUCUCAUUCUAGCGGAUAACUACGCGUCACCAAGUUCACCUCAUGUUUAGUUUUGUACGUCAAAAAGGAGGAGAAAGGUCAUCACUGUAUCGGUGUAUAUUGCAAUGAUGUAUGUGGUGCUAUUUAUUGGAUUUUACAUAUUUCUUUUUCUUUCUUUCGUUCGCUAGAGUAAGACAGGUGUGAUCCUGUAAAUGUAUCCAAUUUUGUGUGCCCGAGCCCCGCCUCACUUGUAUAUACUGUCCAUUGCCCUUGUUUGCACACACACACACACACACACACACACACACACACACACACACACACACACACACACACACACAAUUACUAGGACGUGGUUAUAUAAAGUUUUCUCAGUGCUGGUUUCUUCUUUGCUUUCCUUCCUUUUCUUUCUUGUCGCGGUGUGUUGAAGAAAGGUCGGUUCCAGGCUUCCAGCUGGCAGCGAAGCCUUAUCAGCUGUGGUGUUCCUUCAGGGAGUUAUUGUUCGUUUAGGCUAGCGUGUAAAUCAGUGGUUCUCAUUUUUUUUUUUUUUUUUUUUGCGAGCGAUUCUAUUUGAAUCAUUUCAACCCUUCGCCACUCAGAGUAAAGGAAAGAAAAUAAAGAGUGGCUUAUAAACCAUCGUCUGAGCCAGUGGAGAGGAGAGGAGACGGGAAGAAAGGAAGGGGGAAGGCUGUUCCUUUGAAAGGAUUAACUUUUUUAUUUCCUAUGAAAUAUGAAAAAUAAUAUAAAUAAUAGUGGGUAAGAAAAGAAAGGAAAAUUUGACAGGAAGCGGAUAAAUAAAAAAAGAAACAAUUGCAAUUAAUAAUAUUUCUCUGGUAACCGAGUCUAGGCGGGGGAUAUGAGGCAGGUAUGGCAGACUUAUUGUUUCAACUUGUAACCUCGGCAUUACACACUGAAAGCAUAAGAUUUUUUCUAUGUCCUUGCGACCCAUCAAAAUUCAUCUCGUGACCCUAAGUUUGAGAACCGCUGGUGUAAAUAUUGUUGGAGUUUCUCUCUCUCUCUCUCUCUCUCUCUCUCUCUCUCUCUCUCUCUCUCUCUCUCUCUCUGAAAAUGACUGAAUUACAACAUAUGCCACGAAAAACAUCUUUAUCGUUAUUGAUCUCUUAAAUUGUUUGUUUUCUCCGUAAGACUUUAUUACCUACUGUGUACUUGUGCGACGGAAGCCGAGUCAUCGCAGCCAGACGUGUGGCAGCAAUGUAACCAAGACGCUGAGUAAUAAAAUACAUCAUGUAA